AAGCGAGGCCGGAGCUCCUCCGAUCGAGAACACCUGCUAAAAGAGGUUGACGUCGUGUGCUUCGAUCAGUUCGACGGCCGGUGCCACUUUCAGAGUAUCACUCUUUGUUUUUGAGGCGGAUGGAGGCACCUUAUGAUGCUUCUGUUUCCAAUGGGAAAGGAAAGCAAGGAGAAUCUAUCACAUUUGACUGACAUCACGGCGUAAUGCAGGAUCAGUACAGCUGUACUGGACCAGACGGAAUCCGGUUGGAAAUAGCCUCAAGGCAAGCGCCUGUGGAUAAGGUACUUUCCAAGCUGCUUGCCUGGCGUCUCAGAGUGUGUGGGUCGGCCGCUGCCAGAUCUUCCCAGGCUUCAUAUUUGUCGCCCCUGUCGGAGACCCGAAGUAGGCAUGGGGCAGAUUGUAAUGCUCAGGUGAUCACCUGCCUCGCUCGCUGCUGGACGAGAGACCAAAUGGAUACGCUAUCAUUCAGAAGCAGGUGUCCCGACGCUACGGGCCUUUGUUUUGGGGGAAACACUGAGCUGGGGGUACUUGUACAAUACAAAUUACGUAGCCAGAGAUAUGGGACGCUUUGUGGUCUUUUCUCUGCCACAGGUAGUUCGCCUAGAACAAAGGGACUGAAACUAUCAAGCGACCAAAUACCAACACUGCCCGGGUUGUCGGUGUUUUGGUGCUGUGGUAAGUUAGUAUCCGUACCAAUGAGGUAUUUCAGUGGCUCGCUGCGUUGCUUGUUCUUGAGCAUACUCCGUACGCAAUCCACAAAAAAGAUCUCAGGUAGGCCCCAAUACGAAGUCAACAGUAUGCCUAAAAGCAUAGUGUACUCGUUUGCCGAAUCAAGCAUCUUGCUGAAUCAGACUGAUGAUUUCGACGCUUAUUACCAAGGACCCACACCCAAGUCGCGCUUGGCAUGUGCAACUUCUCGUGAAGCCGUUUCUAACCAGUUUCUCUGCCACCAAUCCCGAACCAGAAGCACAGCCAGCAACCGCAACAACUGCUUAUUCAACCGCCAUACCCAUCUCACAACUCAUCACCAUUGCGGCUGGGGUGACACAAUUAGAUAGCUUACAAUGGCGGAUUACGACCGCAGAUCAGGCGGCGGCAGCAGCUACAACCCGAAAAAGCGUCGCUAUAGAGAUGAUGACGACUACGACCGCCGUGCGCCCCGCAGGCGCUUCGACGCGCCGCCGCAUGUGCGCGUGCGCAAGCAGCUCAUUGCCAUUGCCGAGAACCCCAUGCGUGCCUGGCACGAGGAAGUCCAGACCAUCGCCAACCUGUUCACAGACAACUGGGACGACG
Molecule: messenger RNA, 1293 nt
Organism: Chaetomium strumarium
Lineage: Eukaryota; Fungi; Ascomycota; Sordariomycetes; Sordariales; Chaetomiaceae
Exons: 3
Coding region: 204-1058 (284 amino acids)
Source: RefSeq, a predicted model, not a curated record